This is a messenger RNA of Hansenula anomala, 519 nucleotides long. RefSeq lists its product as uncharacterized. Lineage: Eukaryota; Fungi; Ascomycota; Saccharomycetes; Phaffomycetales; Wickerhamomycetaceae. The coding region runs from base 1 to 519 and encodes 172 amino acids. The transcript has a single exon. The record is from RefSeq and is a predicted model, not a curated record.
AUGUGCCAUCCAGCUAUCCAUGAUCCAAUAAGGCAAAAACAACUUAUCAUCUUUUCUGUGCUUUUAAUGAUAUGCUACAUUAUUGUCACUAGACAGGUUUUCAAAACUCAUCAACUUCUCAACAACAUAGAUAAGCCAUAUGAACUCUACAUCAAAUACACAACAGAGGGUACAACAACCAAGAUUGAGUCCGCCAGUACGAAGAAAAGUUCUGAAAGAAGGUUACAAUCAGUGCUUGUAUUGGAAGAAGGCAGUCGAGAAGAAAGGGUGUUGAUAUCAAAAAAUUCAAAUGAGAACAAUAAAGUCAAGAAUGAACCAUUACAUGUUAGAGAUUCAUAUUGGAAUGAAGGGUCAGAAGAAGGCCCAAAUAAUGAAUACCAAGGAGAAUAUGAAGUGGAAGAGGAAGAGAAAUGGGAAGAUAUCAAUCCUGUAUAUAGUGAUGAUGAUGACUAUCCAAGGGUCUUUGGAACUAUUGUUGUUAAUGGGAUUGAAUACACAACCAUAGUUAAUCCAGAGUAA